AUGUACCAUCGAUACAUAGCAUGUGCACGUAAGUCACUAAGUCACUUCAUCGAUUUUAGAAGAAAACUUGUGAGCAGGGUUUUCAUGGCCCUAAAACAAAAAAACAUCGAGAAUGGUUGUCUUUAUGAACCUCUGCAAGCUAUUCCGCCAUCUGAAACAAACGAAAAUGUUACUCCAAUGGUUGAAGCAGGAACGUUAAGUAAACUUACAUUCUGGUGGCUAAAUCCGUUGAUGAUAAAAGGAAAAACUAAAGUUCUUGACAACAAAGACAUCCCAAAGUUACGAAGAGAAGAUACAGCUAAAGAAUGCUAUUCCAGAUUCAUGGAGACGAUGAAGAAGCGACGUGCUUCCGGUGGUCGUGGUGAUUCCGAUCCGUCGAUAUUGUCAACAUUGUUCGUUUGGCAAUGUAAAGAAGUCGUGAUCACAGGGUUCUUUUCGCUAAUAAAAGUGCUCGCUUUGGCUUCUGGACCUUUGAUUCUACGAGCUUUCAUUAGGGUUUUCCAAGGGAAAGAAAGCUUUGAGCACGAAGGUUAUUUUCUGGCGUUAGGUCUACUUCUAGCGAAAUGUCUAGAAUCGGUAUCGGAGAGACAACUAAAGUUUGGGAGUAGAGUGAUCGGACUCCAAGUGAAAUCAAUGUUAUGUGCAGCCAUUUAUCAGAAGCAACUCCGGCUAUCCAACGAUGCUAAACUGAGUUACUCCUCCGGUCAAAUAAUGAACUACGCCACCGUUGAUGCUACUAGAAUCGGCGAGUUCCCGUUUUGGUUUCAUCGGGACCGGAGAUUGAAGGGUAUAACGGAGGCUGUUACAAACAUGAAGGUUUUGAAGUUGUAUGCAUGGGAGACGCAUUUCCGGGAGGUGGCCGGAAAGUUGAGAAACCAAGAGAUGAGAUGGUUAUCGGCUGUUAUCUCACAAAGAGGCGUUUACUUGGCUCUUUAUUGGUCGUCUCCGGCGGUUGUAGCAGUAGUUACGUUUUGGUCGUGUUAUUUGUUGGGAAUCCCACUUGAUGCAGGUAAUGUGUUCACGUUUCUGGCAACAAUUCGGAUCAUUCAGGAGCCUAUUCAGAGCAUUCCUGAUGUUGCAGCUGUGUUUAUCGAGGCAAGUGUAGCGUUAGCUCGUGUUGUUAAGUUUCUUGAGGCGCCUGAAUUGCAGAAAGAGGGAACAAGUCAUGUGACUAUGGAAGAUGAUCAAGACCUAUCUGUAAUAAUCAAAUGUGAGAGGAUUUCAUGGAAUGAUGAUUCAUCAAAACCGACCCUAACCCAUGUAAAUCUUGAAGUUUCGACAGGCAAAAAGGUGGCAAUAUGUGGAGAGGUCGGGUCGGGUAAAUCGACUCUUAUAUCUGCCAUUCUAGGAGAGGUUGAAGUUUAUGGCAAGGUGGCAUACGUUUCGCAAACGGCAUGGAUCCAAACGGGGACUAUUCGAGAAAAUAUUCUAUUUGGAAUGUUGAUGGAUGAGGAAAAGUAUGAAAAAGUAGUAACACAAUGCUCACUUAUGAAGGAUAUCGAGAUGUUUCCGUUUGGAGACCAAACAAUUAUAGGAGAACGAGGCAUAAAUCUUAGCGGUGGACAAAAACAACGAGUUCAGCUUGCUCGGGCAUUAUAUCAAGAUGCAGAUAUAUACCUCUUGGAUGAUCCGUUCAGUGCAGUUGAUGCACAUACUGCAUCCAGUUUAUUCAAGGAAUACAUCAUGGAUGCUCUAUCUAGCAAGACGGUGUUGCUUGUAACUCACCAAGUCGAUUUCUUGCCAGCUUUUGACGAUAUUCUGUUAAUGGUAGACGGGAAGAUCGUGCAAAGAGGAACAUAUGAGAAAUUACUUGCUUCCUGUAGAGAGUUCAAAAACCUUAUGAUCACACUUAGAGAUACUUCCAAUUCAAAUAAUCAAGAAGCACAUGAUGAUUCUCAACACGGAUUUAAAGCUCUAUUUCAAGAAACCAAAAAAAUUAAUCCUAAAGAAGAAAUUGUAGGAGAACAAUUGCUUAAGCAAGAAGAGAAAGAAGCAGGGGACACGGGUUUUAAACCGUACAAACAAUAUCUUAGCCAGAGCAACGGUGUUUUCUACUUCUCUAUGUUGGUUUUGAUAAAUUUUGUGUACAUAAUCGGGCAGGUGUUGCAGAAUCUAUGGUUGGCUAAGGAAGUGCACAGUUUUGGUGUAAACCAUAGGAACAUGUUGCUAGUAUACACGAUCCUCGCUUUCCUGGUUAUAGUUUUAUUAUUUAGUAGAUCUUAUUUGGCUGUUAAACUAGGGGUGAAGACGUCGAUAACAAUGUUUAUCAAGUUGAUUACAUCACUUUUUCGAGCACCAAUGGCUUUCUAUGACUCAACACCUAUCGGAAGGAUCAUUAGUCCGGUAAGUUGA
Messenger RNA from Lactuca virosa, 2352 nucleotides. The record is from the annotation of a GenBank genome assembly. Lineage: Eukaryota; Viridiplantae; Streptophyta; Magnoliopsida; Asterales; Asteraceae.